UAUAUAAAAGCUAAGUUGGCAACAGUGCACCUAUCGAGUAGGGCGACAAAACGCAAAGAAUUCCAAUAAUUUUAUAAUUAAAACACGAGUAGCGGAACCCCAUUUAGUUAAUUAGUAUUGACCGUGCCACAAUGGAAGUUGAGACACCCACACAUGAACAGAACAGAGAGUUUGCCGAUGUGGAUAUCAACAAUGGCUCAGCGUCCGGUGCAUCAGAUGAGGAAGAGGUGCCAGCGCCGGGCAGUGUAACGUUGGACCAAGAAAAUGACUUAUUCGUGUCGGCAAUGACCCCUAGCGAAGUGCAUCGUCGUAUUUCUGCCAGCAAUUUGGAGGAGGUUCUAACUGAUGAUGGCGAUUAUUUCAUUCAAAUAAUUGUAUCGGAUCCACAAAAGGUGGGCGAUGGCAUGAGCUCGUAUUUGGCAUACAAAGUGACAACGAAAACAAACAUUCCCAAAUUUAAGCGCACUGAGUUUAGCACUCUACGACGUUUUAGCGAUUUUCUGGGCAUUCAUGAUCUGUUGGUAAGCAAAUAUAUGCGAAUGGGCAGGAUUAUACCGCCAGCGCCCUCCAAGAAUAUUAUUGGCAGCACCAAGGUGAAAAUGAGUCCACAGCAAAGUGAGCCGGGCACACCGAUUAAUCAGGAAUGGAUCGAAAUACGGCGUGCAGCACUGGAGCGCUUUGUGCAUCGUACAGCUCAGCAUCCAGUGCUGCGUGUGGAUAUUGAUUUUGUCAAUUUCUUAGAAAGUGACCAAGAGCUGCCACGCGCCGUCAAUACGUCGGCUCUAAGCGGUGCUGGAGUAAUUCGACUCUUUAACAAAGUUGGCGAGACUGUUAACAAGAUUACGUACAAAAUGGAUGAGAAUGAUCCCUGGUUUGAUGACAAGAUAACAGAAGUGGAAAAUCUGGACGCGAAUCUGCAAAAACUUUCUUCAGCUCUGAAAUCUUUGGUGACCUCUCGCAGGGAGCUUUCUGCACUGACGGGUCUGGUUGCCAAGUCGGCGGCCAUGCUUAGCACUUGUGAAGAGCACACUGGACUGUCACGUGCGCUCUCUAAUCUGGCUGAUGUGGAGGAAAAGAUCGAGUUGCUACGCUCCGAGCAAGCAAACUCUGACUUUUAUAUACUUGCCGAGUUUAUAAAAGACUAUUUGGGUCUAUUUGGUGCAAUCAAGUGCAUUUUUCACGAGCGUGUUAAAGCGUUCCAAAACUGGCAAUACGCCCAAAUGCAACUUUCAAAGCGGCGCGAGAAUCGUGGACGAUUUGAGUUGGCCAAUCGCGCAGACAAGCUUGACCAAGCGCAACAGGAGGUUGAAGAGUGGCAAGGCAAGGUGCAGCGCUGUCAGCAACAAUUUGAUGACAUAUCGGCGGAAAUAAAACGAGAAAUGGAACGCUUCGAGUUAAGCAGAGUGAAAGACUUUAAGGCCAACAUUAUAAAAUAUAUUGAAGUUCAAAUGGCGCAUCAGCAACAGAUAAUCAGUUACUGGGAGGCUUUUGCACCAUUUGCCAGAGAAAUCGUUUAACUUAAUUGAAAUCGCCAGUUGCAUUUCCAAAAUGUUUAACUAACAGCAGAGCGUCGCAGUGCUACGAAUAUAUUCUAUAUAAUGUGCGUGUGUUAAUUAAGCGGGACCAAUUUGUCGUCACCAGGCGCUGAUUUUGAAAUUGAGCUACAAGUUUCCACUGUCGCUGCUGUUGAGCAUUUUCCAAACGCUUCAAAUUCCUCUCAAUAAUUGCUACCGUCAGGUACAAUUAUGCUUGCAUAAAAAGUUAAACUUUUAUUACCGUACACACAAACAUAUAUAUAUAUAUAUAUAUAUACAUAUAUUUUUAUUCUUACACAGUAAUUAAUAUUAUUAUUGCAAAUGUUGCUUUUAUUUUUGUAAAUGUAUACAAAAACACAAUGUUUAUUAUAGACUUUUGGUAUAGUCUACAAGUCGCUGAGCGCGAAACUAUUCUCAUUCUAUAUUCGGUAUUAUCUAUGAAGAUCAAUGAAGCCAGUUAUUAAAUGAAUAUCUAUGAAAAAAAUUUAAAUGUAAAUUAAAGUGAUUGAAUUGGGAAAUAA
This is a messenger RNA of Drosophila innubila, 2056 nucleotides long. It is a transcript of the gene Snx1, whose product is annotated as sorting nexin-2. Gene Ontology annotation, molecular function: phosphatidylinositol binding. Gene Ontology annotation, cellular component: endosome; endosome membrane. The record is from RefSeq and is a predicted model, not a curated record. NCBI's taxonomy places the organism in Eukaryota, Metazoa, Arthropoda, Insecta, Diptera, Drosophilidae. The transcript is spliced from 5 exons. Bases 132 to 1517 code for a protein of 461 amino acids. Gene Ontology annotation, biological process: early endosome to Golgi transport.